UUUACAAUGCAGAUGUGUAGAUGCCAAAUACGACAAAAAUGUCUACCUAUUUCCGGUACAUUAAAUUGUGAGAAUUCUGUUAAAAUGCGAGAAUUUAAAAUGAUUUGAUAAACAUUUAUUUAAAAAAAAUGUUCAUAUUUAUUUUAUUUAAAAUUUGGUAGAUAAAACGUAAUAUUUUAUAUUCAUUUUAUUGAUAAUUUUCUUAAUAAUAAUUUUCGUAUCAAAAUGACACAAUUUCUACCACCCAAUCUUUUGGCAUUAUUUGCACCUAGAGAGCCAAUACCAUAUUUACCUCCACCAAGUAAACUUCCACAUGAAAAGAAACAGAGAGGAUAUGUUGGAGUUGGAGCUUUCUUGGAAAAUUUCGAGGAUCCGAAAGAUACACCACCACCAACUAGAGUGGAAACAAGAGAAGAGAGAUUAGAAAGAAGACGAAGAGAACGAGCUGAACAAGUUGCGUAUAAAUUAGAACAAGAAAUUGCUGUUUGGGAUCCGAACUCUUGUCCAAAUGCAACAGGAGAUCCAUUCAAAACAUUAUUCGUUGCUAGAAUUAAUUAUGAUACAUCAGAAUCAAAGUUACGAAGAGAAUUUGAAGUUUAUGGACCUAUCAAAAAGAUAGUCCUUAUCCACAAUACGAUCAAUGGGAAGCCAAGAGGUUACGCUUUUAUUGAGUAUGAACAUGAACGAGAUAUGCAUUCUGCUUAUAAACAUGCUGAUGGUAAGAAAAUUGAUGGACGUAGGGUGUUGGUUGAUGUUGAGAGAGCCCGUACUGUCAAAGGAUGGUUACCAAGAAAAUUAGGGGGUGGAUUAGGAGGAACUCGUCGUGGAGGACCUGAAGUAAAUAUUAAACAUUCUGGUCGUGAAGAUAAUGAAAGAGAACGAGAACGAUAUCGUUUAGAACGGGAACGAGAAGAGCGUGGUUUAGGUGGUGGAAUUCAUCGUGAUCGUGAACGAGAUAGAGGCGUUGGACUUGGCAGUAUUGACAGACGACGAUCACGCAGUCGUGACAGACGUGAACGCCGAAGAUCACGAUCUAGAUCCCGUGAACGUAAACGCAGAAGAAGUCGCGAACGUAUACGUGAUCCUGAUAUUGAAGAAAUUGAACGUCCUAGAGAUCGUGACAGGGAUCGUGAUCGAGACAGAGAUCGUAAACGUAGACGAUCUCGUUCGCGUGAUAAGGAAAGAAAACGUGAGAAGAGAGAUCGUGACAGAGAUCGUAAAGAUCGUGAUAGAUUAGAAUACAUUAAGACAGACGAAGAUGGUGAAAUGAUACGAAUUAAAGAAGAACCAGUUGAUGAUUAUCCAGAAUAUGCGCAAUAUCAACAACCAAACUAUGAUACAUCUAAUGUUAAAUAUGAAACGGAAGAUGAGAAGAAAUUUAUUCCUGAUGAAUCAAACGGUGAUGCGAAUUAUGAGAGUUAUGAAGAAGGGGAAGCUUACUAAUUUAAAUAUAAUUUUAAUUAAUAAAUUAAUACACUUGUAUUGUAAUUAAAACAGGACAAGGCGUAUUUGUGAAUACAAGUUUAAUAAUUAAGUUUGAAUAAUUUACUAUAUUGUAAUUUACAAUUAUUUUUAAAAUUGCAUAUAAAUAUCAAUGUAUUUAUAUGGACAGGAUCUUUCUUUUAAACGUGAAUUGAACGGAUUCGUAGUAUAAUGCGACUUAGUAAAAUGAAAACAUAAAAUUUGUCAAAAGGAGGAUGUAGAGAAGCCGUUUACUAGACAAAUGAAUGUUAAAAUUACAAGUUGCAAAUAAAUUCUUAUAAUUCACGUUUAAAACAAGACUUUCUUUAUAUAAUGGGUGUUUUAAAUGACUGAGUGGUUUAAUCAGUAAGUUAAAUAACGUGUAAGAUAACAUCUUAAAUAUUAUUUCUAAAUAUACUAUAUUGUCAUUUUAAGCAUUCUUGAAUUAUGUACAACUUGUUUGUAUUUGAUUUUGAAAUUAAAAAUUACUUAGACAAUUUAAA
Chrysoperla carnea is the source of this 1964-nucleotide messenger RNA. RefSeq names its product U1 small nuclear ribonucleoprotein 70 kDa (gene snRNP-U1-70K). Bases 226 to 1443 code for a protein of 405 amino acids. The transcript is spliced from 8 exons. Gene Ontology annotation, molecular function: mRNA binding; U1 snRNA binding. Gene Ontology annotation, biological process: mRNA splicing, via spliceosome. Gene Ontology annotation, cellular component: U1 snRNP; precatalytic spliceosome; U2-type prespliceosome. The record is from RefSeq and is a predicted model, not a curated record. Lineage: Eukaryota; Metazoa; Arthropoda; Insecta; Neuroptera; Chrysopidae.